Messenger RNA from Lachancea lanzarotensis, 429 nucleotides. Its product is annotated as LALA0S04e00936g1_1. The transcript has a single exon. NCBI's taxonomy places the organism in Eukaryota, Fungi, Ascomycota, Saccharomycetes, Saccharomycetales, Saccharomycetaceae. Gene Ontology annotation, cellular component: mitochondrion. The coding region runs from base 1 to 429 and encodes 142 amino acids. The record is from RefSeq and is a predicted model, not a curated record. Gene Ontology annotation, molecular function: thiosulfate-cyanide sulfurtransferase activity.
AUGAUGAGAUCUGUAUUUGGAGCAGCAAGGUUUGGAGCAUUUUCUAGGAAUUUGAGCACAAAAUCGCCAAAAGUGUAUCAGUUUGAGGAUAUCAAGGCACUAGUUCGCAAACCAGAUCUUCACAAAGUGUUAGUGGACGUCAGGGAGCCUAGUGAGCUUCAGCAAUAUAAAAUGCCAACAGCAAUUAACUUACCCUUGAAAUCAGCCCCAGGGGCCCUGAGCUUGUCGCCAGAGGACUUUCAGGACGUUUUCGACCUCCAAAAACCGUCCACGGACCGUGAACUCGUUUUUUUCUGUGCUGCAGGCGUCAGAGCAAAAGCGGCAGAAGAAUUGGCACAAUCUUACGGUUACGAAAACACGGGUAUCUACCCAGGAUCGAUUAACGACUGGCUCGCGAGAGGCGGCGACAAAAUAAAGCCCGAAACUUGA